Eucalyptus grandis is the source of this 848-nucleotide messenger RNA. RefSeq lists its product as uncharacterized. The transcript has 2 exons. The record is from RefSeq and is a predicted model, not a curated record. NCBI's taxonomy places the organism in Eukaryota, Viridiplantae, Streptophyta, Magnoliopsida, Myrtales, Myrtaceae. The coding region runs from base 40 to 501 and encodes 153 amino acids.
UGUGGAGCUUAUCAGAAACUAAGCAAUCUUACAAAGAAGAUGGUACGUGACAAAAGAAGGAAAAAAAUGGCAGCCAAGGAUCUGAGUUCGUUUAAUUGGGGUGUGAAAUUUCAGAGCAUUUUCAAGGUCGUGAUCCUUCAUUUAAUUAUCGUCUCUGUAGGAACCCCAGGACCUUGUAAUUUGGAGGGGGAGAAGGUGAAUAGGAAGAGGUACCAAAACUGGAAGGUGAGGAGGAGGAUCCACUCAUGGCGGGUCUGGGUUGGAUAUUGGAGGCGGUUGAGGAGGGGGUGGGGGAAGAGGGAGUGGGCCAGAAUGGCGAAGGAGAGAAGGAAGAUAAAGGUCGGGUGUUAUGAGGUAGAAGGUCUUGGGGGACCGCUUGGGGAUGGCAACAGAGAUUCAAGGAGGAUGUCGAAGAUGGUGAGGGAUUGGGGCUCUUCCGAAGCAAGAUCCAUUUUCUGGGGUACUCGGGUUGGAGAGGAUGAAAUCGAGAUUGAGUUUUGAGAUGACGGUGACUCAUGUAAACUACGAUUCAGAAGGAGUGAAGUGAUUGCGAAGACAGUGAAGAACAGGAGAUGAUCAGAGAAAUUUGCAAAGCUACUUGCUCUUUUAGAUUGUUUUCAUUAUUUUCGAAAUAUUUUGUGAAUGUAGUUCAGGGUGGUGAGGUUAUUGUACUCAAAUCGAGUUGAAUUGUCAAGGUAUUUUUGCAUACUACCUGAACCGGAAUAAAAGUGAACAAAAAUAUCUGUAAUUUUUGGUUUGGUUCUGGUAUUAUUUGAUACCCCUGGCUGCAUGAUACUCUUAGAUUCAUAUGAUCCAUUGGAUCAUGAAAAAAAAAUGAUGUUGGUAUA